AUAUAAUGUUAUUUAGAUAAUACAUAAAAAUAGUUUUUAUUUUAUUUAAACAUAUCUCACAAAUUAUGUUGUAGAUCGUUUUGGAUUCUUAUAUUUGUUCUUAUGAUAUCAAUUACAUUUAAAAGCCUAAACAUUUUAGCGAACGUUUGGAUUAAUAAUCCAACAAUUAUGUUUACUGAAAAUACAGAAUCGGCAAUUCAAGAAAUACCUUUUCCGUCGAUCACAAUUUGUCCAUCAAGUCAAAUUCGAAGAUCUGUUUGGGAAAAAUAUAUGAACACAAACAGCUCGUAUUGGGAUAAUCUUAAAAUAUAUAGGAAUGUAAUGGCAUGUUCUACAAAUACGUAUUUUCAUAGUUUGGAUCAAAGCUUAAAAGAAUAUAUUGACUAUGGUCUGAUAAAGGAAUUGAUGCAUGAUUGUGGGAUUAGCUGCUCAGAAUUAUUUCAUUAUGAUACUAAAUGGCAGAAUAUAACAUUAAAAAAUAUUUGUCAGCAUUUUCAACCAACAGUACUUGGCAUAUUUGGAUUAUGUUUUACAAUUAAUAUGAUUCCUUUAAGUCAAAUGUUUAACGAAGAAUAUUAUCAGAGAUAUAUGGAAUUCUUUUCAACAAAAAUUACGUACGUCAAUACUGAAAAGACGUAUUGGAACUUAGAAGAUGGUUACUCAUCUUAUAUGAACCAACCAGUUCUCGUUAACGUGAUUCCUGCUCGAACAAGUGGUGUUAGUUAUAACCAUCGUUUAAGAUUAAUGCUACAGUCUUCGGAUGACGAUUUUUUGAGUUGUGCAGACCUGGGAAUUGAAGGUGGUAGUUUUCUGAUUACGUUUUCUAAUCCGGCUGAAUAUUGUUCGGUCAGUCCUAGAGCAUACAUUAUACCAGACACAUACACAAAAAUACAAAUAACUCCGUUCGUGAGAAAAAUUAAUUCGGAUUUAAAGUGGCGUUCACUGGAAAUCAGACAAUGUUAUUUGGAAGACGAAAGAAAGUUAUCCAUUUUUCAACAAUACACCGAGUUAAAUUGUAACCACGAAUGUGAAAUAAACAAAACUAUAUCCAUGUGUGGCUGCUUAAUGAUCGAGGCAGCUUUUAAUUAUUGGACGAAUAGCUUAAAGAUAUGUGGACCUGCCAAAUACAGUUGUGCACUGGAUGCUAUACAUUCAACAAAGCUCCCGGAAAAUCGGUUAGUGUGUAAUUGUUUGCCAACGUGCUCCAUGAUCGAAUAUGAAGUAACAGAUACAUCUCAUUUUGAUGAUUGGAAUUAUAUGAAAUCAAUAAAUUUAGUACAAAAUAAUUCUAGAGGUGCAACGAUUGAGUUAGUUUUCAAAAAACCUUAUUUUACAGCAUAUACAUCGGCUUCGAUUUUAAACCUAAAAUCUCUAAUAAGUAACGUUGGCGGAUUAUUAGGUCUGUUUUUGGGAAUGAAUCUAACUAAUAUUUUUGAAAUUAUAUAUAUUUUAAUAAAAAUGUGCAAUAAUUUUAUUAUCACUUUGUUUCUUACAAAAUAAUGUAUAGCUACAGAAUUAUGUAGGUACAUUGUUUGUAUAUUAUACUAGAAUAAGAUCACAUGUUAUAUCUGUGUAAAAUAUUUAUAGUAGCAAUGCCUAUCGCGGUAAGCAAUAAAUAUCCACUCUUCUAUCCUAUAUUGAGCCAAUAGAUUAGUUUUUAUUUCCCUUUGCCUAUAGUAAUAUUUUUAGUAUAAUGCUUGUCGAUUAGUUAGUAUUUAAUAAAAUUUACAUUUGUUUUUAAUUUGUAAACAAAUAUGAAGUUAU
Molecule: messenger RNA, 1764 nt
Organism: Aphis gossypii (cotton aphid)
Lineage: Eukaryota; Metazoa; Arthropoda; Insecta; Hemiptera; Aphididae
Product: pickpocket protein 28-like
Exons: 9
Coding region: 103-1500 (465 amino acids)
Biological process (GO): sodium ion transmembrane transport
Cellular component (GO): membrane
Molecular function (GO): ligand-gated sodium channel activity
Source: RefSeq, a predicted model, not a curated record